Molecule: messenger RNA, 4007 nt
Organism: Colius striatus (speckled mousebird)
Lineage: Eukaryota; Metazoa; Chordata; Aves; Coliiformes; Coliidae
Gene: PHF6
Product: PHD finger protein 6
Exons: 12
Coding region: 351-1448 (365 amino acids)
Cellular component (GO): nucleus
Source: RefSeq, a predicted model, not a curated record
GCGUGCGUGCGUGCCUGCGCUCGGCGGCGGCGGCGGCGGCGCAGCGUCCCCUGCCCCGAAUGAAAGGGACGGUCCCGGCGAGCGAGCGGCCGUGAGCGACCGGCGGUGACGGGGGGGGUGGGGGUGUGCCCGAGCUGCUCCUCUCCCCGGCGCCCCGCCCGCCUCACGGUGUUGCGAAAUGUAUAAAUAGUGUUAAUGCCCAGUGAUACAGAAAAAAGCGAAUACAAAAAACGCAAGAUUGGAAAGAAAACUUUUAGAUAUCCUUGGAAAAUGCUUUCCAAGUAACUUAAUCUGGUGAUGAAAAGAAUCAUUGAGAGAAUUGAAGUGGUCUUCUAAGGUCAUUUAGAAUCAUGACAAGUUCCGUUGGACAGAAAAAAGUCUCUUCAAGACAAAGGAAAUGUGGGUUUUGUCGCUCUAAUAAAGAUAAUGAAUGUGGACAAUUAUUAAUGUCAGAAAACCAGAAGGUGGCAGCACAUCACAAAUGUAUGCUAUUCUCCUCUGCACUGGUAUCUUCACACACUGAUAAUGAGAGUCUUGGUGGAUUCUCCAUUGAAGAUAUUCAGAAAGAAAUUAAGAGAGGCACUAAAUUGAUGUGCUCUUUAUGCCAUUGUCCUGGAGCAACCAUUGGCUGUGAUGUGAAAACAUGUCACAAGACAUAUCACUACUACUGUGCUUUGCAUGAUAAAGCUCAGAUAAGAGAGAAACCCUCACAAGGCAUUUACAUGAUUUUAUGUCGAAAACACAAGAAAACAACGCAUAACUCUGAAGCAGAUUUAGAAGAAAGUAUCAAUGAACACGAGUUGGAGCCUUCACCUCCCAAAGGAAAAAGGAGGGGUCGUAAGGGAAAGCCAAGGAAAACAAAUUUUAAAGGGCAAUCAGAAGACACUAGAUCUACGUCCUCACAUGGCACAGAUGAAAUAGAAAGCAGUUCCUAUAGAGACAGGUCUCCCCACAGAAGCAGCCCCAGUGAUACAAAACCUAAAUGUGGAUUCUGUCAUGCAGGUGAAGAAGAAAAUGAAGCUAGAGGAAAGCUUCAUAUAUUUAAUGCCAAAAAGGCUGCAGCACACUAUAAGUGCAUGUUGUUCUCUUCUGGCACUGUCCAACUAACAACAACUUCAAGGGCAGAGUUUGGUGAUUUUGAUAUCAAAACUGUACUUCAAGAAAUAAAGAGAGGAAAAAGAAUGAAAUGCACACUUUGUAGCCAGCCUGGUGCUACUAUCGGGUGUGAAAUUAAAGCCUGCAUAAAAACAUACCAUUACCACUGUGGAGUAGAAGACAAAGCUAAAUACAUUGAGAAUAUGUCACGAGGAAUUUAUAAACUCUAUUGUAAAAACCAUAGUGGAAAUGAUGAAAGAGAUGAAGAGGAUGAAGAAAGAGAAAGCAAAAGCCGUGGCAAAUCAGGCACUGACCAUAAUGACAUUCCUCAGCAGCAGCUCAAUGGAAACUAGGUUCAAGGGACAGAGUAUAGAACUGGGAAUGGCUAAGACAUCAUAACUACUAAUUCUUUUAAAAUGUUUUCUAAAAUCAGAAAAGGGUUAGUAAUUUUUUACUACCCAACUCUGUUAGAGAUUUCAUUGAACUGCCUGAAACGUUCAUGUGUGUGAGACUUCAGUAAGUGGCAGAGUUUUACAUGUCAAUAUUAUGUAGUUUGUAGUCUGCAGUGUCUGGAAAAAAAUGAAACACUAUAUCAAUGAUAUGUAAUGUGUACAGUGUCAAAAGUUAAGGCAGACAUGGAAAUGAAGUAAGAUCUAUAUUUCUGGACUGAAUAAAAACCUUAAGAUUUGCAAUGUGUAAGUUGUUUAGUGGAUUCAUACGAUGAGGGAAGGUCUUAGCUAGUUUAAUGAACAACAUGGACAAGUUUGUGGUGGCAACCAGCUGGUACUUUGUGAAUUUUGCAUUUUCUUCAUACACAAGUUAUGGAGGUGAUACAUGGGAAAGCUGCUCUCUGGUUUUUGCUUGCAAAGCACACAGUAGAAAAGGACUCAGUGUACACCGAAGCACGCUUGAACAUUUCAGGUUGUUCCUGUUGUGGUUGCUCUUUCCGCCCAGCAUUGUUUGCGGGAGAUUUACUUGAGCAGCUGUUGGUUCUGAGCUGUGAGCUUUAGAACUCAUGCCAAAGGGCUGUAGUUCAUUCUUUCCCCAAGGAGCCACCUCUUUUCUGUGUCCCCUAUUUACAAACACUUCACCAAGUGUGAUUAAAACCUUGCUAUACAAAUGUUUGGAUUCUGCAGCCCAAUGUCUUUUACUUCAGAGAGUUACAGCUCUUAAUGAUGGAAUUUAGCCACCAUAUCUGACAUCCAUACCUCAAGUGUUCUGUGUCUUGUGGAACACUUCAUGUUUUGUCCAGAACAUGCAUAAAGGUCCCAUAUUCUGUAAGAAGAAUGAGGAAACAACUUUUUUUGCUAAAUUGGAUAUUUAUUUUUUAAUCUUAUGACGACUAUAUGAGAAACUUUACUUAGCAUCCUGAUUGUUUUAGUAAUUUUUUUCCCCUCUUUCUGUCAAGCCAACAAUCAUGUCAAGGAAUUCUGCUUGCUAGAGUUUAAUGUUCCUUUAGGGAAUUAGCAGGUUUAGGCUAUCUAUACCAAACCUAACAGAUCAGUCCUCCGACUCCUUUCAAAAAACCUUGUCAUUUCUGAUGGCUACUGGCUUCUUCAGUUAAUCUGUUAAAGCACAUUCUCAGACUUACUUAAGUAAAACCAAAAAGCUGAAUCUAGUCCCCAUGUUUGUCUGUUGCUACCGUAUCACCUUAUUGUUUAUUUAGGGUUUUGACUUGUUUCACUCUGAACUCCCAACAAAACUUCUGGAUUUGAAGGAAGGAAACAAGCAAAAUACACUGAUUUGACUAUAAACUGCUACAGUUCUUCUGUGAUUGGUAUUGCAAAACCAGUUAAUUUGUAACAUGAAUUCCUGUAGCAUUUUUUUACUUGUAUUUUUAAAAGGUUUAACGUGUGUCAUUUGUCUUCUUAUGCAUUCCCUUAAUAUCUUGAGGGACUCAAUUACUGUGUAUUGAAGUUUCUAACAUUUUACCUGUUAGAAUUCAAUUGAUUCUUUUUGCUUUCCUGGAGAAUAAUGCCAUUUUGAAAAGAAAUAUUGCUGUGUACAGAAAAUAUUCAGUUACUGCUCUAAACAUGAUGCCAUGGAUCAUUUUUAUUUUGUAUUUGUAACUUUCAAAAUUAAAAGCGUGACUUGAAUUGCAAUGACAGAUUGAUUAUUGACAGUGUCUAUCCAUCAAGGUGUUUUGCUUUCUCUAGAAUAUGAACAUUUUUCAGCCACUCAGAACAGUUUUAAAGUGCAAAAUAACAUCCUUCAAUGUUUAAGUUACUUCUAGAUUUGUGCUUCAGACGUGGCUCUCCCAUGGAAUAAAAGGCACUUUGUUUGCAGCUACUGUAUUUUAACUAAGGUUGCAUGGGGUAGAUUUACCAGCAUACUGAUUGCAUUUGAGACUGAGCUCUAAUUCAUCGUGUGUCAGUUGCUUAGUACAAUAUUCUGUCUGAUAAUUCAUCUGUUGUGAAAUAAAUGACCCCACUCCAUGCCUUGAAGAACCAUAACAGCACUUUACCUUUGGGUAGCAGAAAAGUGACUGGUUUACCUGUUACCUCUUUGUGCUGAGAUGGCCUGACUAAACUGUCACUAGUUCAAAAUUCAUGGAAAGUCAAAAGCAAAAAUCUUUUCUUAUGAGCCUCAAAUUUGUCAUAACUGACUUCAACUCAUGUAUGCUGGGUAAAAGUGCCUUACAAUGUAAAAAUUGUAUUUAUAUGUUCCCAAGUAGCAUCACCUGCUGGGGAGUAAUUCUGUCGUGGUGUUAAUAUUUAGAAGAAAUGUACCUCAGCAGUGUAUUUACUGUACAUCUCCUACAUCCUUAAUUGUAGUUUUAAAAAGCAUGACAAUGUAUGAUAGUAUACAACAUUUACAUCAUUUUUUAAAGAUUAAAUACUGCCAUUCCUGUCUUUUUAUGUGUAUUUUAGCUUGGAAUUUCAGACAGUCUGAAUUCUUCUGUUUUUUUCUUU